Molecule: messenger RNA, 742 nt
Organism: Vicia villosa (hairy vetch)
Lineage: Eukaryota; Viridiplantae; Streptophyta; Magnoliopsida; Fabales; Fabaceae
Product: zinc finger protein ZAT9-like
Exons: 1
Coding region: 31-567 (178 amino acids)
Biological process (GO): regulation of DNA-templated transcription
Source: RefSeq, a predicted model, not a curated record
AAGUAUACGAACUUCCGGUUUUCUGCAACUAUGGAGAAGAACAACGGCAAAGUCUGUUGGAUUUGUGAUAAGUGGUUCUCCAAUGGGAAAGCCAUUGGAGGCCACAUGAGAUCUCACUACGGCAAAUUGCCAAUGCCUCCAGCCAAUUCAACAGAUUUAACCCAGCAUCCGAUUUCUGCUUCCUCACUGACUUGCUAUCCAGAAAAAAACCAAACAGAGAAUGUUCGACCUAUGAAACGUGACUUCUCUGCCAUCUCUGCAAACUCAAACAGAGGAGACGGAUCUGCACCCUACCCACAAAACCCAACCCGCAAGAGAUCCAAAUGCCACCGCCAACUUCAUACAGUGGCCGAUAGACAAGCAGCUGACGCUCUUUGUUUGUUGUCCGAAGGGGAGCCAAAGAGCGGUGGAGGAGAGUCGCUUGCUCAAGCUGACUCUCAAACCAGGUUCAAGUGCGAUAGGUGCGGAAAAAUGUUCCAAUCUUACCAAGCUCUUGGUGGGCACAAAGCAAACCAUAGCAAAACUAAGAAUCUGGACCUAGGUGAUGGAUACCCACACUCGUGUUGAAUAAGUCCCCGGUGAUGAUCCCUUAAUAAGUCUCACAAAGUAAUUGUGAAGAUAGGAAACUGCACACUUAAUUUUUCAUUAUGUACACAGUCUUCGGCUGUGUUCAGUUCUGAAUGUUAAGAACAAUGUUGCUUUCAAUCAUUUUAAGUUUUAAUAAAUCGAAAUUGUGGGUUUA